Molecule: messenger RNA, 2908 nt
Organism: Anguilla anguilla (European eel)
Lineage: Eukaryota; Metazoa; Chordata; Actinopteri; Anguilliformes; Anguillidae
Gene: serac1
Product: serine active site containing 1
Exons: 17
Coding region: 148-2115 (655 amino acids)
Source: RefSeq, a predicted model, not a curated record
GAUCAGUUCCGUAAAACGCACCGAAGCAUCGAGGCUCAGUGACCCAGUUCAAGCCUUCCGCAGGGCAGGUGACUUACUUCCCCAAACCAACCGACUCAAAAUCAGGUGAACCUGUUCCGCGUCGCAAUUGGAUCGUAUUACCUGAGGAUGUCUGCUACUGCUCUUUGCCUGAUUCGCUGUAGAAGACUAAGCACAGCAAACCAAGGAUUAAAGAAAACGUUGUUUUGGGGAAAUAUUAAAACAAUAGCAAAGGUGACUGGAGCAGUCGUACUGGGCGGCUGUGUUUUCAUCACCUAUGAGGUGGUCUCCCUGAACAAGGCGGUGACCGUCAACACGCAGGCCAUACUGCAGGAGAAGCGCAAAUCCUACAUCUAUCUCAACACAAACCUGAAAGAGCAGGAGAACAUCGCUUCUAGCCUUACGUAUAAGACCAGGAAAGAACUACACAAAGCAGCGAGAAGAUUUCUGGAAAUCUCUUCAAAGAUCCUCCUGAAGCCCGUGGACGAGCACCUGAGCGGACUGGAUGCAGACCCUCAUGAGUACGCCCUGUGGGUGUUGCUCAAACGCACCCGGGCAGCGAGCAGAGCAGAGAGACUGCAGGCCGUACAGGAGCUGGCAGAGCACACACACUGGCACGAUUACCAGUACAGAACCGCUGCCCAGGCCGUAGAUCACCGGACAGCCAUAGGCCUGGCCCGCACCCCGCAGGUGGACCUGCGCUUCUUCCUCUCCCCUCCACUGCUACCCGAGGUGGCAGACGGCUUCUCAGUAGAGGACAGGCUGAGGCAGCUGCUGGCGUCCCUGCCCCAGGCGGAGGUGGACCAGUGCAUUCAGUAUUUCACCUCGCUCGCCCUGAGAGAGAGCAGCCAAUCGCUGGCGGCGCAGAGGGGAGGGCUGUGGUGUUUCGGGGGGAACGGGUUGCCCUACGCGCAGAGCCUGACCUCGGUGCCCUCAGAGAAGGUGGAGUCCUUCUGCCUGCAGGCGCUGGUGCAGCACUCAAAGGUCCCCAGUCACUGCGACCCCAUAGUUGCCGGCGGGGGCCUGCAGCUGCUACAGCGGGUGUACCAGCUGCGGAAGGACUCCCAGAAGAUCCAGAGGAACAUCGUGCGCAUCGUGGGAAACCUGGCCCUGAACGACAACCUGCACAAUGCGAUAGUGCAGUCAGGGUGGGUGUCUGUGCUGGCGGAGACGAUGCAGUCCCCCCACAUCAUGCAGGCUUCGCACGCUGCCAGAGCCCUGGCCAACCUGGACCGGGACGCUGUGCACGAGAAGUACCAAGACGGGGUGUACAUCCUGCACCCCCAGUGUCGCACAAGCCAGCCAAUAAAAGCAGACGUCCUCUUCGUCCACGGCCUGCUGGGGGCCGCUUUUAAGACCUGGCGCCAGCAGGAUCUGACGGAGGAGGAGAAAGCCGCGGGCACCCGGGAUGACUACACGGAGUGCUGGCCCAAGUCGUGGCUGGCGGCCGACUGCCCCCACCUGCGCAUCCUGUCUGUGGAGUACGACACCCACCUGAGUGACUGGAGGGCAAAGUGCCCCGUCGAAAACCAGAGGAAGUCCCUGGCCUACAGGAGCCGGGAGCUGCUGAGCAAGCUGAAGACGGCGGGCGUGGGCGAUAAGCCGGUCAUUUGGGUGGCGCAUAGCAUGGGAGGUUUGCUGGUGAAAAAGAUGCUCCUGGAUGCUGUGAACGACCCUGAGAUGCAGCCCCUGCUGAAGAACACGAAGGGCAUCAUGUUCUACAGCGUUCCCCACAACGGGACCUUCAUGGCGGAGUACUCAGUCAACGUCCGAUACCUGCUCUUCCCCUCCAUAGAGGUCAAGGAGCUCUCCAGAGACUCGCCAGCGCUUCGCGAACUCAACGAGAACUUCCUGAACAUGGCCCAAGACCGGGACAUUAAAAUUCUGAGCUUUACGGAAACACGUCCCACCAACGUCGGCCCCAUGAUCAAAAUGGUGGUGGUGCCAGAGCAGUCAGCUGAAUUGGGGAUCGGUGACUUCAUUCCGGUGGAUGUGGACCAUCUGAACAUUUGCAAACCGGAGAAAAAGGAUUCCUUUCUCUACAAGCGGAGUUUGCAGUUUAUCCAGGACACACUGGGGUCCCAGGUCAUACACUGACUUCAGGGCCUUUUGUUUUUAGGGCACAACUCUGUCUUAACCAGCUUCGUGAAAUACUGCUGUUCUUACAAUCCAGUGGAGGAAUACAGAACGUUUUUUGGAAUUUGGAGAAGAAAAUGUCUUUCAAACGAUGUACUCUGCCAAUCUGUGGUGUUGCUCUUGAUUUGAAUUCAGUUGUGUUUUAAAGGGUGUCUGCUGUCUCAUGGUCAUUUGCUGAGUAACAGCUGUUGUUUUGGGGGGGGGGGGGGGGCAGGUUGAAAAGAUUAAUUUUGAGAUUUUAAAUAUGAGCGAUAAUUAUAAAGGAAACAGAAAAAUGUACUUGCCAUUUACUUUGAGAGAUUGUUCUGGAAUGGUGCCUACUUGUAAAUACUGGAGGAAAGUUGAGUCCCAUAGCAUUUCAAAUGUACUGCACUCAGUGAGGCACUGAUACUCCAAAUGUUAUGUUCAUUUUAUCCCAUUCCCCCCUGAAUUACUAAGACAAAAAUAUACUUAUUUAUAUAUUAACAUACCCAAUUAUUGCCCAGUUUAAAACCACGUUUCCUCAUUUACCCACUUCUACCUCAGGUGCCAUUUAAAGCAUUAAAAAGUACACAUUAACAUUAUGUAUCUGGAAGUCAAUGUCUCCACUUCCAUUUUAAGUGAUAACCCUAGACCUGAUGAUCAGUGUUGUUAUUUAUGAGUUACAUGUGAAAGGAUCACUUUGACUUGAAUAUGGACUAUUCAGAUAUGUGGAAACAUCAAGGCGUUGUCUAUAAAUUGUGUGCACUUAAUAAACGGCCCGUGUUUAAAAGAA